Molecule: messenger RNA, 1568 nt
Organism: Colletotrichum phormii
Lineage: Eukaryota; Fungi; Ascomycota; Sordariomycetes; Glomerellales; Glomerellaceae
Exons: 6
Coding region: 260-1447 (395 amino acids)
Source: RefSeq, a predicted model, not a curated record
UCCUGUGAGCAGAAUAUAUUACCACGUCCGUGGAACGGGUCAAAUCGUUCUAGAGUCGAUCUCUCUUUUUGGAACCCGGCGUUUAUCUUUUCUUUUCCCCCUUCUUCCCACAAUCUCGAGAUAUGAAUGGAGCUUGCUUCGAUUCUGACAUCUCAUUCGCUUCCAUUUUGACGUCUUGCCUUGUCUAGGUGGUGUUCCAGCCCCUUUUUCGUCAAUCUCAACCUAAGCUAAUGUCUGGUUUGCGUCCGUGGUGAUCGCCAUGGACGGAGCAACUAUUCAUGCGCUGUAUGGGACGGCCGACAACUCGGGCGAGCCGCAGCCCUUGAUGAACAAGCCCUCUACUAUUCUGGGCGUUGUCAUCGCCUUUGCGAUUAUCUCAUGGAUGUGUGUCGCCUUCCGGAUGUACGUACGGGCCAAAUUGGUCCAGUCAUUAGGGUGGGAUGAUUGCUUCGUGAUAAUGUCGUUGUUGACCACAACGACUGGAUCCGUGGGAAUCUGCGUUGCUACCAAGUAUGGAAUGGGAAGACAUAUCUAUACCCUCUCUGCGAUAGAGAUCCAAAACUACCUCCGAACCUUCUAUGUCGCAAACGCAUCCUACCAAAUGUCAACCGCCUUUAUCAAAAUCUCUCUCCUAUUUCAGUACCUCCGCAUAUUCGACCGACCAUCCUUCAUACGAUCACUCUGCAUCUACCUGAUUGUCUUCAUCGGCCUAUGGGCCACCGCCUACUCGUUCUUGGGAUGGGUCCCCUGCGUGCCGGUUGCGGCGUACUGGAACUGGCUCAUCCCGGCCAAGCGCUGGGCUUACGGCUCGCUCAACUCCGACAUUUUCUCGGGAACGUACGAGAGCCAUUCUUCAGUCAACUUCGUACUGGAUGUUCUCGUCCUCGCUAUCCCGGUUCCCCUCUACUUCAGACCUCAGCAGUCGCUUAGGUCGAAGUUGAGACUGCUUGCGCUGCUGGUCAUUGGCAUUGCAGUCAACGGCGUCUCUGUCGUCCGAGUAUACUCCCUUAUCCAGCAUCGAUCUGCCACGCGCCCGACCCUGGACCCGAUGUGGUACGGCCCCCUCAGCAUCGUUCUAUCCGCCGUCGAAGUCGACCUGGCCAUGAUAGCCAGUAGCGUCCCGAUAUUCUGGCCCGAAUUGCGGCAGCGAUUCCCCGGUAUCUUUGUCACCAAGGAGGUCGAGGUCACGAGGGAGGUCCGGAGACUGGAGAGCGUGGAACUCGAGGACGACAUGGAGAUGGAGCCGGAUCGGCGGUCGCGGGUCGGCAGCGAAGCGAGUCUUCGGCAAGAGAACGUGAAUCAGGGCGGAGGGGCGGGCGGGCGAUACAUGGACGAAUUCAUCGCGAACCAGGUUGAUCCACUGAGGAAGGCCAAGAGUACGGUGACCGAGGUUAAGGCCGGUGAGGAGGUUCAGGGGAGCUGGUGGCAGAAGGGUCGGUUUGGGUGAUGAACGUGAGGGGACUGCAGGCUUUGCUCAUGGCAGAUUGGUUACACACCAGCUUGUUCGGAAUGAAAACAGUAACAUCCACAGGGACUUCUCUGGUCCAGAGCAGAUCCACCGCUGGCGG